Molecule: messenger RNA, 2567 nt
Organism: Symbiodinium pilosum
Lineage: Eukaryota; Dinophyceae; Suessiales; Symbiodiniaceae
Source: the annotation of a GenBank genome assembly
AUGAGCCGCACCGCGUCUGAACGGCUCGUGAAUCUGCUGAACCAGUUUCUGGAAGCUCAGCAGGAAUGCUGCGAUGCCAAAGGCGACAAGCUCUUCGAGAUUCCUGAAGCCCUUAGGGCACAGCUGUGCCCCAUGUUCCAUAGAGUGUCAUGGUGGCGGAUCGAUGAGCUGCUGAAGCAAUCCGAGCUUGACUUUGUAAAUGUGAUUAUCAGCGGGCGGGGCUCCAAGCGCAUGGACGCUCUGCCCGUGCUCGUGAAUGCCCAUCUGGACAUGCUGCGGCGGCUGCAAAAGUUCACGGCCGAACAGGUGUUCCAGCAGUGCAUCCUGAGGGAGCAGGCCCUCCUCUGCGUGCCCAAGAAGAGGUGGAGCGAGCUCGAAUGUGGGGAGCUGGAGCCCUGCAUCCAAGGCUUUGACGGCCUUCACAUCCUUUCCUACAACCUCAACAUUCUGCCUUUCGGUGUGGCUUCUCUUCGAGGCCAUGAAAGCCUCCACAGCAGCGGCCGGCUUCAGCUUUUUCUCGCGAAGGUCAAGGACGACCUAGAGGCGAGGCUUGUAUCCUUGCCCUGCCAGGGGGAGCGCUUCCGUGCACCCGACAUCAUCGCCGUGCAGGAACUCUUCGCCUCGCCUUUCGUCCCAUGCUUCUGCGCGCAGUCGUCCGCAGUGCGAACCAUGGCUUCUAUGGGCUACCAUGCUGUCAUUGGACCAAAGCCAACGGUUCUGGACCUACUCCGGCGAGGUAAGUGGACUGACAGCGGCCUCGUGAUCUUCAGCCGGCUGCCCAUUGCGGAGACGCGGUCAAUUCGCUUCGAGUCUGGGGCGGCCUUAGACGCCGGGGCGUGCAAAGGCGCCAUGUGGGCCCGAGUUGAGCUUGCAUCUGGAAGGUACUUGGAUGUGUUCAAUUGCCAUCUCCAGGCCUCACACACGGGCGCUGACGGCGAGGUCUUCGACCGAAUCCGUCGGUCCCAGCUGAAGGAGUUGCGCGAGUUCAUUGAGCUUGCGGGCACAGAGCAUCCUUAUGCCACUAGCCUCGGAGAGGUCCUUACAGGGGACUUCAACGUCGACGCCAUCCCGGAGCCCUCAGACCCCAUGGGCACCUAUGGCAUUCCCUUCCGACCGCCUCGCCAGGAGUCGGAGGACUACCAGCGCCUCGUGUAUGCCCUGGACCCUCGCGGACGGCUUGUUGACUUGCUCUGCGGGCCCACGCCGUCAGAUCCGCUUGGGAAGGAGUCGCCGGGCCGGCGCCACCCAUGCACCCGCCCGCCGCGGCUGCGCAUGCCCUCCUCGGCAGGCUACGUGGCGAGGCACAAGUACCCGCAAAGACUGGACUACGUCUUCUACAGGCCCACAGUCACAUCGCUGGUGGAGCAUAAGGAGUCGGAAGUCGAGCCAUUUGAAGUCACUGGCCAGCCCUUUGAAUAUCUCAGCGACCACUUCGGCAUCCGAGCGCACUUCCGGUUCCGCUGCAGCUUUGCGUGGGCUCGGGAGCCCCCAAAGUCCAAGCCCAAGGAGCCCUCGCUGCUGCGGAGGACCCUAGACGCCCUGGAGGAGAAAUGGUUUGAGGGAUCUCUUCUCCUUGGAAUGCUGCCUGCAGUUUACCUGCAGCUGCGAAAGGCCGAUCUUUUAUUGCGCGUUUUCCAGCAGUCUUUUUGCAGACUGGGUGUCCCUCCCGUACUUCAGCCCGCUCUGGUAAAGUAUGGCUUCCCCACAGCCUGUGCUGGUGGCUGCGGGCUCUUGCUGCUUUGGAAUAGAUGGCGAUUGCACGAGGAGGCCCGGCCGCCCAUCGAGAGGACAGUGUCGAUGACUGCGGAGCUCGCCAGCUCGGCUUUCCGGAGGAGGCUGCAGGCCCAGUCGGAGCGUCCGGCCAAAACCGUGGCCUCCAGCCCAUAUGACAGCUUCAAUGGCUCCGUUGAAUCCUACAGGCUGAGGCCCUGCAUUGGCCGCCGAACACUGAACUCGGACGGAACACUGGGAGAGUACACCUGGCUGAGCUACGGCGACGCCCAGUUCGAGAUCCUGCGGAUUUCCUCUGGCUUACACAGGAAGUUCGGCUUGAAACGCAACGCGCAGGUUGGUUUGCUGGGUGACGCCUCGGCGGACUGGCUUCUGUGUGACCUGGCACUCAUGCGCCUGGGCGCUAACACGGUCUGCCUGGCGGCACCCGCGUCGAAUCCCAUCAGCGGUAACACUGUGCCCGUUCCCAGCAGCGUUCAGGACUUGGAGCUCCUCCUGUGCUCUUCGGAUUGGGUGGAGUACUUUGUUACCUCGCGCCGCGCAGAGGAAUUGCCCCGUUGCCCCAUUGUCACCUUCACGCCCCUCACGGCCCGGCUAGCUGCCAUGGCACAGCACAGGAACCUCCGUGUCUGGGACUUGCCCUUCAUUGCCAACUUUGGCGAGGUUGCCGGAUGGGUGCCCUAUGUAGGCGUUGGCGGUUUUGACGUCAUGACAACCAUGUACCGCUCGCGUUCGGGAACGAAGAGCGAGCUGGCUGGGGUAUCCGUGAGCCUGCGGGGCCUGGCGAUCUGCGCUCACUCCAUCCGCCAGGCCUUGGGUCUGCGCAACGACAACAG